AUGGCGAUUUCGGCUCCUGCCCCUACUUCUUCCUCCUCCAGACUCCUCUAUUCCUACGCUUCUCCCGCCAUUUCCACCUCCGGUAAUCCCAAAUCCCUAACUCUCUCCUCCUCCUUCCUCCCUUCAAUCGCUUCCCUCUCCCUCUCCACCUCCUCCCCUCAACGCCUCCGCCGCGCGUUCACCGUACGCGCCGCCAGAGGAAAAUUCGAGCGGAAGAAGCCGCACGUCAACAUCGGCACAAUCGGUCACGUUGACCAUGGCAAAACCACUCUAACCGCCGCGCUAACCAUGGCCUUAGCUUCAAUUGGAUCCAGCGUCGCCAAAAAAUACGACGAGAUCGACGCCGCCCCGGAGGAGAGAGCUCGCGGAAUCACAAUCAACACCGCCACGGUCGAGUACGAGACGGAGAACCGCCAUUACGCCCACGUCGAUUGCCCCGGCCACGCCGAUUACGUGAAGAACAUGAUCACCGGAGCUGCUCAGAUGGACGGAGCAAUCCUCGUCGUUUCCGGCGCCGACGGUCCUAUGCCGCAGACGAAAGAGCACAUCCUUCUAGCGAAGCAAGUCGGCGUCCCCGACAUGGUCGUCUUCCUGAACAAAGAGGACCAAGUCGAUGACGCAGAGCUUCUAGAGCUCGUCGAGCUCGAGGUUCGUGAGCUUCUCUCCUCUUACGAAUUCAACGGCGAUGACAUUCCGAUCAUCUCCGGCUCCGCUUUGCUAGCCGUCGAGACUCUCACCGAGAAUCCAAACGUGAAGAGAGGCGAGAAUAAAUGGGUGGAUAAGAUCUACGCUUUGAUGGAUUCCGUCGACAGCUACAUUCCGAUUCCGACGAGGCAAACGGAUCUGCCGUUCUUGUUAGCCGUGGAAGACGUGUUCUCGAUCACCGGCCGUGGGACUGUAGCGACGGGGCGUGUGGAGAGAGGUACAGUGAAAGUAGGAGAGACUGUUGAUUUGGUUGGACUGAGAGACACUAGGAAUUACACUGUGACCGGAGUUGAAAUGUUUCAGAAGAUUCUUGAUGAAGCGAUGGCUGGAGAUAAUGUGGGGUUGUUGCUUAGAGGUAUACAAAAGGCUGAUAUACAGAGAGGGAUGGUUUUGGCGAAGCCUGGAUCGAUCACUCCUCAUACGAAGUUCGAGGCGAUUGUGUAUGUGUUGAAGAAAGAAGAAGGUGGGAGGCAUUCGCCGUUUUUCGCUGGGUAUAGGCCUCAGUUUUACAUGAGGACGACGGAUGUUACGGGGAAAGUGACGAAGAUUAUGAAUGAUAAGGAUGAGGAGUCGAAGAUGGUUAUGCCUGGUGAUCGGGUUAAGAUCGUUGUGGAGCUUAUCGUGCCGGUUGCUUGUGAGCAAGGGAUGAGGUUUGCUAUUAGAGAAGGUGGUAAGACUGUUGGUGCCGGAGUGAUUCAGGCUAUUCUCGAAUAA
Molecule: messenger RNA, 1419 nt
Organism: Microthlaspi erraticum
Lineage: Eukaryota; Viridiplantae; Streptophyta; Magnoliopsida; Brassicales; Brassicaceae
Source: the annotation of a GenBank genome assembly